CCGCCUUCGAUCGCACCUCACCACCACGACAGUCCCUCUCGACGAGCCAAUUGGUCGCCAUGGCAAGCGGAAAGAGGGCUCGCGAUGACCGCCGCCAGGAAAAGAAGAUGAAGCAGCAGAAACCGACCGAGAAAGCCGCCGCGAAGGCUACCAAGCGUGAGAAGAAAGCGCCGAAACCCCCUCAAGCUCCCGCCGCGCUUGUCGGUCUCGUGCAGACCUUCCUGCACGAACACGGAUACGUUGAAGCUGCUCACAAGCUUCGGGAUGAGGCGCAGGGCACGGGCAGCACAACCACUGCGGUGGAGGGUCUGCCAGACCUGACCAAGAUCUACGCAGAGUGGAAGAAGAGCGCAGGCGGCAAGGCCACCGCGUCUAAGAAAGAGGAUGCGCCCGAGCCUAUGGAUGUGGACGAGGAGAGCGCAUCUAGCAGCGACGGGAGCAGUGACUCAGGCAGCGACAGCGACUCCAGUGAUGCCAGCAGCGAGUCUGUAGAGGAGGCGACAAAGGCGGAGCCUGUGAAAAGGAAGGCACCGGUGAAGAAGAGCAAGUCGGCGACCUCAAGCUCAAGCUCAGCGUCAAGCUCAAGUUCUGAAUCCGAGUCGGAAGAGGAGAGCGCCCCGCCUGCGAAGAAGAGCAAGACGGCGAAGUCCACUUCGUCAUCGUCAUCUUCCUCCGCUUCCUCAUCUUCCAGUGGAUCCAAUAGCGAGUCCGAUGACGAGCCCGCAAACAAGCCUCUCCCCGCCUCCGACUCGUCCAGCGCAUCGAGCGAUUCGUCGUCAAGUGAGUCUGACAGCGAGUCCAGCUCCGAAUCCGAAGCAAAGGAUGCUAAACCCGCAGUGAACGGCACACAAAAGGCACAGUCCAAGGAGGCGAAGAAGGGGGCCUCCGCAUCGUCUUCCUCAUCCUCGUCCAGCUCUGAUUCGUCGAGCGGCUCAGACUCUUCUGAAAGCGAGUCGGACGCUGCUCCCGCGAAGAAGUCAAAGGCCAAGAACGACGGAAAGAAGGCAAAGGAUAUCAAGAACGAAGCUUCGGAUUCUUCAUCUAGCAGCGAUUCCAGCUCUUCAGAGAGCUCCGACAGCGACUCAUCGGAGUCCGAAGCUGAGAAGCCCCAGUCCAGCCCAUACAACCGCAAGAACUCCUCCGAUUCCACAGUGACUCUACAACCUAGCUCCCCUGUUCCCGUAGUGGGCAACAAGCGUAAACUGGCUGGCUCGCCCUCCUCCGACGCGCCUAACAAAGCUAACAAGAGUCACGUCGAGAAUCGAUUCCAGCGCAUCAAGCCCGAUACUAAAGUAGACCCGCGCUUUUCCAGCAACCAAUACGUCUCCUAUGACUACGCCGAUCGCGCCCACGCCGACUUGGCCGUGACUAAGGGCAGGGGAUUCACCAAGGAGAAGAACAAGAAGAAGAGAGGUUCUUAUAGAGGUGGGCAAAUUGAUACAUCUGGCGGGAAGGGUAUUAAGUUUGAUGAUUGAACUAACAUUUCCUUUGUUGUAGGACGUGGUUAUGGGCUGGACCGUAGUGGUGCACCGGGUGAUGCACCGGGUGGUGGUCAUGAACGAGGACGAGGACGUGGUUAUGGACGUGGACGUGGACGUGGACGUGGCGAUUAAGAAGGGGACCUCAUGGAGAAGUGCCGGCGAUAUGCGAUCCUCACAUGAGGGUCCAGGUUGCGAAUUGAUUCUUGAUCGCCGGCGAGCUUGGGGCGGAUAUGGGCAUGGUUUACCAUAGCGUCAAUUGGUUAACAAAGGCUUCAUACCCUGCAUUGGCGGUCUGCGCAUCUUUCGCGCUUUCGGCAACCCAAUAAAUUAGGUAGCCUUCCUUUUAUUCGAAUAUACACACUUUCGAAUUUCUAGUCUUCUGUACCCAU
This is a messenger RNA of Trematosphaeria pertusa, 1870 nucleotides long. RefSeq lists its product as uncharacterized. The transcript has a single exon. Lineage: Eukaryota; Fungi; Ascomycota; Dothideomycetes; Pleosporales; Trematosphaeriaceae. The record is from RefSeq and is a predicted model, not a curated record. The annotation marks the transcript as partial. Gene Ontology annotation, molecular function: protein binding. Gene Ontology annotation, cellular component: nucleoplasm; nucleolus.